ACGUUCUCUCCGCUGGAGCGGAGUGGCGGUCCCGCCGCACGGGCUUGCCCACGUCCGGGGCCGGGGGCGCUCGCUGGGCCCUGGGCCCGCGGCGGCGUCCCCGCCUCCCGGGGUGGGGGUGGGGAGGUGACCGCACGCGGCGCGCCGGGUAUGCGGCUCCUGCUCCGGGCGCCACGGCGGCGGCAAAGAUGGCGACCUGAGGCGGAAUGCGGCUCACGCGGAAGCGCCUGGCCUCGGCGUUCGUGGUCGCCUACUGCCUCUUCUCGCUCUACGCCGCCUACAGCGUCUUCUUCGGCGGCCGCCGAGGCCGCCGGGGCGCGGCUGCCUCCCCUCGAGGCCUGAGGGACGGGGCGGCCACGGGAAAGGGUCGCCGCGGCGUCCGCGGAGAACCCUCUUCUUUGACAAAUGAGGAAUGGAAUCCCUGGGAAGCAGAUGAAAAAAUUGAGCAGCUUGCUUUGCAACAUAAAUAUGAAAGUAACCUUCAGCUGUUUAAGAAAAAGAAAUCUCAGAAAGGAAAAAUAGACCUCAAGGUACAGAUCUGGGGCAAGGCUGCCAUUGGUCUUUAUCUGUGGCAGCAUAUUUUUGAAGGCCUACUUGAACCUGCUGAUGUCACUGCUCAGUGGAGAGAAGGAAACUUAAAAGCAGGAAGAACAUAUUUCAGCUUCAUCACUGGUCCAGCCCUACUCCCAGGAUACUUUUCAGUUGAGGUGGAUAACGUGGUGCUUAUUUUAAAUGGAAGAGAAGACACAAAGAUCUCUUUCGCCACACAGUGGUUACUCUAUACAAAAACUUUACUAGAAGCUCGGAAACUCCAGCAUGUUGCUGUUGUCUUACUUGGAAAUGAACAUUGCAAUAACAAAUGGAUUAAUCCAUAUCUUAAAAAAAAUGGAGGCUUUGUGGAACUACUUUUUGUAAUCUAUGAUAGCCCCUGGAUUAAUGAAGAAGAUGUUUUCCAGUGGCCCUUAGGGGUAGCCACAUACAGAAAUUUUCCUGUGGUGGAACCUAGUUGGUCAUUGUUGCAUGAUGAGAGACCAUUCUUGUGUAAUUUCUUAGGAACUAUUUAUAAAAAUUCAUCCAGGGAGAUUCUAAUGGACAUUUUGCAACAUGAUAAAAACAAUAAAUUGUGCUGGAUUACAGCCAGAGAAGAGUGGAAACCUCAAGAAACAAAUGAAAGUUUGAAGAACUACCAAGAUGCUUUACUUCAGAGUGAUCUCACAUUGUGCCCCGUAGGAGUAAACACGGAAUGUUACCGAAUUUAUGAGGCUUGUUCCUAUGGCUCCAUUCCUGUUGUAGAAGAUGUAAUGACGCCUGGCAAUUGUGGGAAUGCAUCCACCUCUCCUAGUGCUCCACUGCAACUCCUCAAGGCUAUGAGGGCUCCCUUUAUCUUCAUUAAAGACUGGAAAGAACUUCCUGCUGUUUUAGAAAAAGAGAAAAAUAUGAGCUUACAAGAAAAGGUUGAAAGAAGAAAAACACUGCUUGGGUGGUAUCAACACUUCAAAGCAGAGCUCAGACUGAAAUUCAUUAAAACUUUAGAACGCUCCUUUUUAAUGAAUGGUAGCAAAGGUUAGUUGUUCAUUUGAACUCAAAGUUCAGACAUGAUAGAAAAUGUACUUUUCAAAACUUUUAGUGUAUGUAUGUGUUUUUAAGGAAAAAUGUGUUUCGUGGUUUACAUUUAAUAGACUACUGAACGUGCAGGGUUCAUCCUGAGCUUCCUUAUGGAGCUUACUUGUCCUGUCUUCAAACAGGAAUUGGAAUUAAAUAUUUUCUCCAAAAUGCUAA
Molecule: messenger RNA, 1779 nt
Organism: Trichosurus vulpecula (common brushtail)
Lineage: Eukaryota; Metazoa; Chordata; Mammalia; Diprotodontia; Phalangeridae
Gene: RXYLT1
Product: ribitol xylosyltransferase 1
Exons: 6
Coding region: 207-1568 (453 amino acids)
Biological process (GO): protein O-linked glycosylation via mannose
Cellular component (GO): Golgi apparatus
Molecular function (GO): ribitol beta-1,4-xylosyltransferase activity
Source: RefSeq, a predicted model, not a curated record